Fusarium odoratissimum NRRL 54006 is the source of this 369-nucleotide messenger RNA. RefSeq lists its product as uncharacterized. NCBI's taxonomy places the organism in Eukaryota, Fungi, Ascomycota, Sordariomycetes, Hypocreales, Nectriaceae. The record is from RefSeq and is a predicted model, not a curated record. The transcript is spliced from 2 exons. The coding region runs from base 88 to 369 and encodes 93 amino acids.
CUCACAUCCCAGAGCGAGUGGCAUAGUUCAUCCCAAGCCACCAGAGUUGCUCCUACUUAUAUCGACCAUCCUAUUCAAGACUUUACCAUGAAGUUCACUGCGUCCCUCUUCGCGAUCCUAGCCGCCACAUCGGUCCUCGCCCAUGGGGUCUCGCCGGCGUCAGAGGGCGAUCUCGACGCCUUAACAAGCAGAGCCACCGAGUGGGGCAAGUGCAACGGAACCUCCUGCAAGGUUAAUGGCAAGAACUAUGGAUGCACCAAGGGAAAGUGUACUGUUCAGAGUGGCGGUGGCGAUGGAAAAGCGUGCUCCAAGUUGGGCGGUUCUAUCUGCUGUCCUGGCGGAAGGAUGAAGGGCAAGAAGUGCCCUUAA